Molecule: messenger RNA, 901 nt
Organism: Cladocopium goreaui
Lineage: Eukaryota; Dinophyceae; Suessiales; Symbiodiniaceae
Source: the annotation of a GenBank genome assembly
AUGGCGUUAGUGUCCUAUGCCAGAGAAGCGGAUCCUUCAUGCAGAGAACUACUGGUUCCGUCGCUCCGGAGAAGCCUGCUUUCUUUGAGUAUCAUUUGGUGGCUUGGACUCUUUGGCUACUACGGUGCUUCCUUGGGCAGCGGUUUAAUUUUCUCCUCCAGUGGUUCCUUCGACUACGGUGAACUGAUCUUCUCCAGCAUGGGGGAGAUUGCAGGAGUGACCGUAGCCAUGUGUUUGGCCUGGCGGGUCUCGGAAAUCAUCAUCCAGCCAUGGUUCUACUUGGUCAGCACCUUGGCUUGCCUUGCUGUCCUCAUUGCACAUGCCUUGAAGGGACCAGCUCUGCUGCUGGGUGCCCUAGCCUUCAUUUUGCGCGCUGGAAGUAUGGGUGCAAUUUCAGUGACUUGGGUUUUGACACCCACAGCAUUUCCAACACACGUGCGGUGCACGGCGCAUAGCAUUCUCUAUACUGCGGGCUCUCUUGGACCGGUCUGUGCCACGUUGUGGCCUGGAACAACGCCAUUAGCCGUGAUCAUGGGAAGCUACGCUGGGGCCAACUUGGUCUGUGCAAUUGUCGGGCAGUGGCAAGUCAAAGGUCUUGCAGCGCGUGGAGCCUUCGAUAGUCUCAUUUCAGACUUGCACGCCUCGAACCUGGAGCGCAGGGCCAGAUCCUCCAUCACCAGGGAGAGUCGUGCAUCGAGACCCACUUGGGCCAGUCGGCCCAGUUGGAUGAGCCGGCCCAGCUGGAGCAGUCAGCCUGAACGAAGCUCCAAUCUCCUGCAAAACGCUGAAUGAUCAGUUGAUGGCAAUGGGAAAUCCAUGGAAAUCCAUGGAAAUCCCCUAUAAAUGAAUGUUUUAAUGGGAAAAUGACGCGAAAAUCAUCUAUAAAUUUGUUGGAUUUUCC